GGGCGAGGCGCUGACGCCUGUUGUUGGGGACGCCUUGCUCGGCGGGGGAUGGGUGUGAGCUUGGCAGUUUGCAGACCAAGGCUGUUAGAGGGUCGAGGAACAAGUGUCGAGCCACGCAAAGGGCUGAGGCCUGGAAACUUGGGGUAGCUGCAAUGAGGCUGAAUCAGAACACCGUGCUGCUGGGCAAGAAGGUGGCCCUAGUACCCUACACCUCCGAGCAUGUGCCUAGACAAAACUCGAGCCCUCAUCCUCUCCAGAGAGGGUCUCCUGUAACCCAGGCUGGCCUCCAAUUCCUGAUCCUCCUGCCUCCUCCUCCCAGGUACCAUGAGUGGAUGAAAUCAGAGGAACUUCGGCACCUGACAGCCUCAGAGCUGCUGACCCUAGAGCAGGAAUAUGAGAUGCAGUGCAGCUGGUGUGAAGAUGAAGACAAGUGCACCUUCAUUGUGCUGGAUGCCGAGAAGUGGCAGGCCCAGCCUCGCCCCCCUGAGGAGAGCUGCAUGGUGGGAGAUGUGAACCUCUUCCUCACAGAUCUGGAAGACCCCACCUUGGGGGAGAUCGAGGUCAUGAUUGCAGAGCCCAGCUGCAGGGGCCAGGGCCUUGGCACCGAGGCGUCUCUCCUGAUGAUGUCCUAUGACUCUGGAGGAGUGACGAAGCUAGGUCUGACCAAGUUUGAGGCCAAAAUUGGGCAAGAAAAUGAGCCUAGCAUCCGGAUGUUCCAGAAACUACAUUUUAAGCAGGUGGCAGUGAGCAACGUCUUCCAGGAGGUGACACUCAGACUGGCAGUGACUGAGGCAGAGCGGCAGUGGCUUCUGGAGCAGACCAGCCACGUGGAGGAGAAGCCCUAUAGAGUCGAGUUGGCAGAGCCUGUGGCAGCCACCCUGUGUGAGCAGACCUGGAGCCACCCACUCCCGAGGCCAGACAGCUGCAUGGGAGAGUCAUGUACAGUGUCUUCAGGCUGCUCCAGACCCUCCUAAGCCCACCUGGGCCUCCUCUGGCUGGCAGCAGCCAGGAAGUCUCCCCGGCCUGAUUAUGGCUGCACUGAACAGACAGAUGGCUGGAGUCCACCGAGGCUAGGGUGGACGUGGGAACUGGGAGCCAGAAAGCCAGCCUUUCCUGGGGUCCCGGUGGAGUAAAACACUCGUUUAGGCACCUUC
Cricetulus griseus (Chinese hamster) is the source of this 1154-nucleotide messenger RNA. The record is from RefSeq and is a predicted model, not a curated record. NCBI's taxonomy places the organism in Eukaryota, Metazoa, Chordata, Mammalia, Rodentia, Cricetidae.